GAAGAUCGAGAUCGGGAAAAGAUCGAGAGAAGAUCGAGAUCGAGAGAAGAUCGAGAUCGAGAGAAGAUCGAGAUCGAGAGAAGAUCGAGAUCGAGAGAAGAUCGAGAUCGAGAUCGGGAAAAGAUCGAGAUCGAGAGAAGAUCGAGAUCGAGAGAAGAUCGAGAUCGAGAGAAGGUCGAGAUCGAGAGAAGUUCGGGAUCGAGAUCGAGCUCGAGAGAAAGAGAUGGAGAUCGAGAGAUCGAGCUCGAGAAACCGAGCUCGAGAGAUCAAGAGAUGGAGAUCGGUAGAUCGAGAGGUCGAGAUGGAGAGAAGGUCGAGAUGGAGAGAAGACCGAGAUCGGGAGAAGAUCGAGAUCGAGAGAAGAUCGAGAUCGAGAGAAGUAACGUUAGUUCGGGAUCGAGAGAUCGAGAGAGCGAGAUCGAAAUCGAGACAUCGAGAUCGAGAGAUCGACACCUCGAGAUCGAGAUCGAGAUGGAGAGAAGAUCGAGAUGGAGAGAAGAUCGAGACCGGGAGAAGAUCGAGAUCGAGAGAAGAUCGAGAUCGAGAGAAGUUCGGGAUCGAGAGAACGAGAUCGAGAGAUCGAGUGAUCGAGAUCGAGAGAGCGAGAUCGAAAUCGAGACAUCGAGACCGAGAUGUAGAGAUCGAGAUCGAGAAAUCGAGAGAUGGAGAGAUCGAGAUCGAGCUCGAGAGACCGAGAUGGAGAAGAAAAAAAAAAAAAAAAAAAAAAAAAAAAAAAAAAAAAAAGAUCGAGCUCGAGGGAUCGAGCUCGAGAGAUGGACAUCGAGAUCGAGAGAAGAUCGAGAUGGCGAGAAGGUCGAGAUCGGAAGAAGAUCGAGAUGGAGAGAAGGUCGAGAUGGAGAGAAGAUCGAGAUCGAGAGAAGAUCGAGAGCUCGAGAACGAGAUCGAGAUCGAGACAUCGAGAUUGAGAUCGAGACAUCGAGAUUGAGAGACCGAGCCCGAGAGACCGAGCCCGAGAGACCGAGGUGGAGAGAUCGAGAGUUCGAGAUAGAGAGAUGGAGAUCAAGAGAUGGAGAUCGAGAGAUCGAAAUCUGGAAAAUCGAUCGCUUUUCUCGCGCGAUCUAUCGAUCGACAGAUCGCGCAGGGAUCGAUUGA
This is a messenger RNA of Sycon ciliatum, 1113 nucleotides long. RefSeq names its product U1 small nuclear ribonucleoprotein 70 kDa-like. The transcript has 2 exons. The annotation marks the transcript as partial. The record is from RefSeq and is a predicted model, not a curated record. NCBI's taxonomy places the organism in Eukaryota, Metazoa, Porifera, Calcarea, Leucosolenida, Sycettidae.